UCGGUGCCCUAACAAGAAGCGAGUUGUGUUGUGGAAAGACGUGGCCGUGGCGUCUGUCCUUUCUGCUGUUGCUGAAUUGUUAGAGGCUUGGAUGAACAAUGUAUAAUGAUAUACAAGUCGAGCCUGUAAGGCAUUAGUUAACUUAAAGUUCAUUCGUGGUGGCGGUAAUGCCCUAAUUCAGUUUGCAUCCGCCGUUAAUCAACAGAGAAGAAGAAGCAUGUGACGUCACUUCCUCUCGGAAGGCAAACAAGCGUUAGCCUAUUCAUACGUCACGUGGAAGUUUGAGCUUAAAAUGCCGGUUUGUUGUACUGUUUUUGGGUGUUUCAACCGUUCAAAUCGAGAGAUAGAAACAAGCUUUCACAUACUCCCGAAAGUCGUGUUUCAUAAAGGGAAUAAAGUCCGGGAAAUUACGAAUGCGCGUCGAGGGAAAUGGCUCUCAAACAUGUCACUUUCCUCUUGUCGUGGAUUACGAUAAAGAUCAUUCCGUUAAAGGUUUGUUGAACAUUUGGGUUGUUUGAGAAACUUUCUGUGAAACUGUCGAGUUUAUUCUUCAUUAUGUAGUUAGUGUUUGAGACCUGAACCAAGCGCAAAUGUUCUCUACGUGCCAUUGAACACGGAAUUUUGCGACGGUCCCUAAGCAGGAUUCCCAACGUCAGCGAGCGUGGUGGGCUUUUCUACAUUUCCCACAAUGCAUUGUGGCUGGCCAUUUUGUAAGGCUCGGUUGGAAAACACUAUUGUUGAUCAUUCAUUCAAUGAUAAUAAUAAUAAAAUAAUGCCGACGACGUGUGCUGUGAUCGACUGCCACAAUCGAGGUGGGAGAGAUAGAAAACGCUUUUAUCGCAUCCCUAAGGUUGUUUGUGGCCAGGGACAAGCGGCUGAACAGAAGAGUGAACGGCGGAGGCAAGCAUGGAUUGCUGCAAUCAACCGAGCCGGCGUGACAUGCUAUGAACAACUUCGUGUUUGUUCGGAUCAUUUCAUUUCCGGAAAGCCGAGUGCUUUAUUCUACGUGAAUGACCAGGACUGGGCUCCGACGCUAAACCUAGGCUACGACAAAGUCAAACAGAAAUCUGAAGCGGCCAAAAUACGAGAAGUGUGUACCAAACUACUAGAGGAGAAACAAAGACGGUCCAAGAGUGCAACGUCUUUACUUGCUCUGCAUAAACAGACGGCAAAUGGACGACCGGCAGCUGAGAAUGAGACACAUGAGAAUAAGACCAAGGAUUUACAAGAACCACCAGCUGAAGGACUUCAAGACAGCUGUUGUGCGCCAGGAUGCAAAAACCAACAAGGAGAUGGGAACGCACGAGCAUUUUACAGUCUUCCUAAAGAUCCUGAAAGACGACAACAGUGGGUUGCAGUCAUAAAUCGCGCCAGAAGCCAGCAGAAGAGAAAUGAGCCCUGGGACUCCUCCGCCAGCAGUGUCCGUCUGUGUAGCGAACACUUCAUAUCAGGGAUAAAAAAUGAUAACCCCGGGUCACCGGACUAUGUGCCAGCAAUCUUUAAACAUGUGCCAUCCCCAAAAAAGAGAAGGCUUUUUGUUGUGGUCAACAGAAGUCAGAUGAGCAAAUGCCAAAUAAUUAAGCGGGCAAGAAAAUCACCCGCAACAGCAGCAGGCGAUGACUCUGUAACGGACACGGCUAACGAAGGCAGUCCGGUUGAAGUUGACAUUGUCACAAGAGAAUCUCCAGAGAAAUCUCCCCACAACAAGCUUCAAUCCACACCUGAUUAUCACGCCAGCACGGGGACUCCACUGUGUGCCAGCGAAGACUGUAAGAGACACAUUCAAUCCCUAGAGUCAGAAUGUCAGGCUCUGAGGACUGAAAAUGAGUUGUUGAAAGACAACAUUAAAAGAAUAGGACUAAAUGAAAUGCUACUCAAAAACAAUGACGAAAAUGUGAACUUUCUCACAGGUUUGCCAACAUUUUCACUGCUGAUGACGCUUUUUCAUUCUGUAGCACCUUUUCUCAAGCAUAAGUCAUACCUGACAUCCUUUCAACAGUUCAUGCUAACUUUGAUUAAGCUCAGACUCAACUUGUCUUUUGACUUUCUCGCCAAUUAUUUUGCUGUCGAUUCGACCGCUGUUUCCCAGCUUUUCAAUUACUGUAUAAAUGUAAUUUAUUAUAGGCUGGUGCCAAGGUUUGUCAUGUGGCCUGACAGGGAGUCUUUAGCAAAGUCUCUUCCAUCUUUAUUUAGAAACAGUACCUUCGAAAAGACGGUGUGCAUUAUUGACGUUUUGGACAUAUUCAUUGAGGAAUCAAGUAACCUGUUAGCCAGUGCGCAAUGUUAUUCAGCAUACAAGUCAUGCCAUAAGAUGAAAUACUUAAUAGCCAUUUGCCCACAAGGUUUAAUUUGCUUCAUUUCCAAUGGGUGCAGAGGUCGCACAAGUGAUAAGUUCCUCACUGAGCAAAGCAAUUUUUUAUGCAAUUUGCUUCCAAGGGACUUGGUCUUAGCUGACCAAGGUUUUAUUGCUGGCGAGAGUGAACAUUCAUAUCAAGCAGGACAUAAAAUUACAGCAUUUGCUCUUGGCAAAGGACAAUUAGAGCCCGUUGACUUGGGGGACACCGGAUGCGUAGAAUCUCUUAGGAAACACAUUGAGAGCAUAAUUUACAUUCCCCGUCAGAAAUACACCAUUUUGCAAACUACGAUCCCGAUAAGCGGCACUCGAGUCGAUCAAGAAAAUGGCGUGACUUUACCUGACAAAAUAGUAAAUGUAUGUUGCGCACUUACCAAUGUCUCAAAAUCUUUUGUAUUUUUACAGUAAAUGUUUUAUUUUUGGAUUGAACCAGAGUAGGUAAGUAUACUUUCCACUGUACACACAUUUCUAAAAAAGUGGAUAUUUUGCAUUUUAUUUGUAACUAAACAGACAACUGAAAACUGUUUGUUUCACUUGUGUGAUUGAUUGAUUGAGACUUUUAUUAGUAGAUUGCACAGUACAGUACAUAUUCCGCACAAUUGACCACUAAAUGGUAACACCCGACUAAGUUUUUCCACUUAAAUCAAUUCAUGGUACAAAUAUAUACUAUCAUCAUAAUGCAGUCAUCACACAAGUUAAUCAUCAGAGUAUAUACAUUGAAUUAUUUGCAAUCCGGGAUGUGGAGGGGGGGGGGUUAGGUUUGGUUGAUCUCAGCACUUCGGUCAUCAACAAUUGCAUCAUCAGAGAAAUGGACAUUGAAACAGUGUAGGUCUGACUUGGUAGGAUAUGUACAUCAAGUAGUGGACAUAAAGAGAUCAGAAAGCAUAAGAACAAGUAUAUACAUUUGAUUAUUUACAAUCCGGGGAGGUGGGAUGUGGAAGGGGGAGGGUGUUAGUUUAGGGUUGCAGUUGCCUGGAUGUGAUGUAUAUAAGAGAAACGUAUGUGUUUUUUUUUAUCCACCAACCAACCCUAACCUUAUGUAUUUACAAAUAUUAUAUAAUUAUUUCAUUUGAUGACAAGUUGUUCAUUAAUAGUAGCUUUGGGACCACAACACAGCGAGAUUUGUCAUGUUAAUUCUACUAUGACUACAAUCACAAUGUGAAGCGUGCGUUAAACCAACGCCGGACAAUGAAUAAUUAAUAUAAACAAUGAAUAAUAAAUCCCUGUAUGAUCAGUGUCAGAGCUUGGUCCGCAUUGUCGGCAGUAAGUUGGACACGUUUCCAGUGAGGGUUGGACUCCGCCAAGGCUGCCCUUUGUCACCGAUUCUGUUCAUAACUUUUAUGGACAGAAUUUCUAGGCGCAGUCUGGUUUGGUGGCUGCAGGAUUAGGUUUCUGCUAUUUGCAGAUGAUGUGGUCCUGAUGGCUUCAUCUGGCCAAGAUCUUCAGCUCUCACUGGAUCGGUUCGCAGCCGAGUGUGAAGCGACUGGGAUGGGAAUCAGUACCUCCAAGUCCGAGUCCAUGGUUCUCACCCGGAAAAGGGUGGAGUGCCAUCUCCGGGUUGGGGAGGAGAUCUUGCCCCAAGUGGAGGAGUUAAAGUACCUCGGAGUCUUGUUCACGAGUGGAUGGUGAGAUCGACAGGUGGAUCGGUUCGGCGUCUUCAGUAAUGCGGACGCUGUAUCGAUCCGUUGUGGUGAAGAAGGAGCUGAGCCGGAAGGCAAAGCUCUCAAUUUACCGGUCGAUCUACGUUCCCAUCCUCACCUAUGGUCAUGAGCUUUGGGUUAUGACCAAAAGGACAAGAUCACGGGUACAAGCGGCCGAAAUGAGUUUCCUCCGCCGGGUGGCUGGUCUCUCCCUUAGAGAUAGGGUGAGAAGCUCUGCCUUCCGGGAGGAGCUCAAAGUAAAGCUGCUGCUCUUCCACAUCGAGAGGAGCAAGAUGAAGUGGUUCGGGCAUCUGGUCAGGAUGCCACCCGAACACUUCCCUAGGGAGGCGAUUCAGGCACGUCCGACCGGUAGGAGGCCACGGGGAAGACCCAGGACACGUUGGGAAGACUAUGUCUCCCGGCUGGCCUGGGAACGCCUCAGGAUCCCCCGGGCUGGACGAAGUGGCUGGGGAGAGGGAAGUCUGGGCUUCCCUGCUUAGGCUGCUGCCCCCGCGGCCCAACCUCGGAUAAGCGAAAGAAGAUGGAUGGAUGGAAUAAUAAAUAUAAAACGAUUUGUUGCAUUUACUAUAUCAUUGAUAUGAUUUGAAUAAAGCGUCAAACACGCUUCGCUAAAAUUAACCAACCUAAAAUGGAACUCAUUUGACUAGAGAAGUUGAAAUAGCACCUAAACAAGUUUUGGCAACAAAUAAAUACAAAGGUUGAAAAAAAUACAAUCAAUUAGGUGGAUGUUUUUGACGCCAAUAUUCAUAUUUUCGUACACUGAUUGUUUUUGUGUAUUUCAAUGUGUUUAUGAUCGCUUCUCUUUUACGGUUUUGUUCCUUUAUUUACAGUUUCAAACUAAAGGCAGCGUUUUAGCGUGAGGGACAGGUCAAUGUAAAAAAAACAACUUUAGCUUCAUAAUUUCAUAUUUUAUCAGCUUUUUUUAAAACUUAAUUUAGACGCCCGCGGUCCUCCCUUCUUCUUCUACGUUAUUUUACUUGCAUGCCCAAGUCCAGUGAAACUGCUUCCGGGUAAACUUGCUAUAAGCUCCGCCCCUCACGCCAAAACACUGCCUUUAGUUUCAAACCGCAAGAAAAAAAAAAGUGAUCAUCAAAACCUUUGAAACACACAAAAACAAUAGAAAUGUACAAAAAUAUGAAUUUUGGCAUUAAACACGUCCACCAAAAAUAUUGUAUUUUUUUUAGUGAUUGUGUUGCCAAAACUUGUUUCGCUGCCAAUACAAAUUUUUCUAAAAAAAAAAAAUGUUUUAUAAACCUUUAUUUAUAAUAUUCAACAUUUACAAAUAUGCAAAUAAAUAACAAUGAUCAAAACAAGUACAGAAACAGUACAAAACAGCGCCAGGGAGUUACAAACCUAAUGAAGCAACUAAAGUAGAAUGCAAAUUUUUCGACAAUGUCCAUUUUUUUUAAACCAAAUCUCACGUUUUACCAUAAAUUGAUUACGUGGACCCCGACUUAAACAAGUUGAAAAACUUAUUGGGGUGUUACCAUUUAGUGGUCAAUUGUACGGAAUAUGUACUGUACUGUGCAAUCGACUAAUAAAAGUUUAAUUCAAUCAAUUCUGGUAGCAGUCAUAGUAUUUUUUUUAUCCAGCAGGUGGCAGUAACUCCAAAGUGUAGUCAUUAAUUGUGUUAUCCAGAAUAUGGCAGUAAGUGGAAAAAGCUUCUGAGCUGCUGUCUGAUUUCUUUUAAAAGUGCCAAAUGCAAUCAUUGCAUGUCAUGUCAUCAUUAAAUGGCCCUGAUAUGUCAAAAGGCAUUAAUGAAUCAUGUUGUUUUUGACUACCUUUAUAAGUGAUAACGGUAGUUUAGCCGGGAUAUGCUCAUUUCAAAUCCAUAAAAAGAAAACAGCACAAAAUCCAAUUUUAUGGAAAUAUUUGAAUGAAAAUCCACACUUUUUUUGUUGGUUUUAAAAUCUGCCAUAUAAAAUAAAAAUCGAAAAACGGCCCUGAUUUUAUUUUUUGAUUUGCGUUUCAGAAUUGGAAAUAGAAUGAACGAAAGGAUUUGUUUUUUAUUUGCAUUUAAGAAUUGGACAUAGAAUGAACGGAAGCUACACGGACCCGAAAGGCUAUACUACUGCUUCCGGUUCAAUUUGUCAUCACACAGAUAAACACGCACUGCAAAAACUGAAAUCUAAGUAAGAUUAAAUAUCUCAAAUAAGGGUGAUAUUUGCUUAUUUUCUGUCUGAUAAGAUAAUUCUUCUCACUAAGCAGAUUUUAUGUUA
Nerophis lumbriciformis (worm pipefish) is the source of this 6233-nucleotide messenger RNA. RefSeq lists its product as uncharacterized. Lineage: Eukaryota; Metazoa; Chordata; Actinopteri; Syngnathiformes; Syngnathidae. The record is from RefSeq and is a predicted model, not a curated record.